AUGGAUCUUGAAGAUCGAGGAUUUGAAGAAACUGUCCGGGAGAAAAGUAGGACAGAUCUCUACAACUAUAUAAAGCAAAGUUCUGGACGAUUACUUGAUGACAAGUUCGCAUACAUGAAGGAUUGUGUCAUUAGGGAAACUAAUUGUCCAACUGAAAAAAUAAGUAGUCUCAAAAAGGAAUUGAAACUGUUCAAAUGGCAGUUCAGACACGGAUGGUAUCCCAUGACUCCUACACUCCACAAAUUGUUGGUUCAUGGACCUACAAUAAUAAAACAUGCCAUAAUCCCUAUAGGCCAGCUCUCUGAAGAAGCGGCAGAAGCGAGAAACAAACACUUUCGGCAAUACCGUACUGAUUUUGCUAGAAAGUUUUCAAAAAUAUCUUGCAAUGUGGAUGUACUAAAUAGGCUUUUAUUGAGUUCAGACCCAUUGUUAUCGUGUACGCGAUCAAGAUUUAUGAAGAAUAAGAAGCCAUUCACAAAAGAAGCAUUGGAAUUUCUUAUACCAGAAAGUGAUGAUUCUGAAGAUACAGGAGCACAAUAUACGACAACGAUAGAUGAUUAG
Molecule: messenger RNA, 561 nt
Organism: Leptosia nina
Lineage: Eukaryota; Metazoa; Arthropoda; Insecta; Lepidoptera; Pieridae
Source: the annotation of a GenBank genome assembly